This is a messenger RNA of Leishmania mexicana MHOM/GT/2001/U1103, 864 nucleotides long. RefSeq lists its product as hypothetical. The coding region runs from base 1 to 864 and encodes 287 amino acids. Gene Ontology annotation, molecular function: kinase activity; ATP binding. The record is from RefSeq and is a predicted model, not a curated record. Gene Ontology annotation, cellular component: cytoplasm. The transcript has a single exon. Lineage: Eukaryota; Euglenozoa; Kinetoplastea; Trypanosomatida; Trypanosomatidae.
AUGAGUGCACUUCAUGGCAAGUUGGUAAGCAACGAGGAGCUUGCGUGCGCGGUGCAGCGCAUCGUCUCCGUCUACGAACGUCAGCAGCAGAAUCUUCGUCACACGAACCCGAUGAUUCGUGAGGCGUGCGUGCCCCGCGUGCUCGUCGCAGUGGCGGGCCGCCCUGGUAGUGGCAAGUCAACCAUGGUUGCGCUGCUGGCAGAUGCUGUUCGAGAGGCGCUGAGCGACCAACCUGAUCCCAUGGCACCGUUCCGGAAGGUUGACAUCAAUGACGCAGAGAUGAACAGCAACGCCAGCGACGACCGUGCAGGCGCGGGCAGCGGCCGUGGUGUAGAGGUGUGCGUGAUGCCGAUGGACGGCUACCACUUCUAUCGCAAGGAGUUGCUGGCCAUGCCGAACGCGCAAGAGGCAGUGAAGCGCCGCGGCGCGGAGUGGACAUUCAACCCGAGCAAGUUGCGCGACGGCCUCGUCACUAUCCGAACGCCGAAUGAGCGCGGCCUCUACGACGACGUCUUAGUUCCGUCUUUUGACCACGCCGUCGGCGACCCUCAGGAGCGCAGCAUUCGCAUCCCCGGCUCCGCCGGGGUCAUCAUUGUGGAGGGCAACUACGUUCUCUAUCGUGGCACCCCGGAGUGGGCUGCGGUGAACGACAUGUUUGAUGUGAAGCUCUUCCUGGCGUGCGACCGUGACGUGUGCACGGAGCGUCUCUGCCAGCGUCACAUGAAGGCCUGGGGCAUCUCUCGCAAGGAGGCAAUGGUGCGCGCAAGCGGCAGCGACACCAUCAACGGCGACUUGAUAGAUACGACGAUGUCACACGCAGAUGUCGUCAUGCACUCCAUCAACGUUUCUGAGAGCAAGCUGUAA